Molecule: messenger RNA, 1743 nt
Organism: Closterium sp. Naga37s-1
Lineage: Eukaryota; Viridiplantae; Streptophyta; Zygnematophyceae; Desmidiales; Closteriaceae
Source: the annotation of a GenBank genome assembly
AUGGCUUCGCUCGAGAUGACCGAUAUGAAGAAGAUUGGCAUUGGGCUGACUGCGUUUGGCGUGCUCUUCUCGUUUCUCGGAGUCAUUUUCUUCUUCGAUAAAGGGCUGCUGGCCAUGGGGAAUAUCUUGUUUCUCGCGGGAGUGACACUCACAAUCGGUCUGCAAUCCACCAUCUCCUUUUUCACAAGGCGAAGAAACAGAAAGGGUUCGGCGUUUUUCCUCUCUGGGUUGGUCCUUGUUGUGAUUGGCUGGACAAUCGUUGGCAUGGCUAUCCAAGCAUAUGGCUUCGUUCUACUCUUCAGCGGCUUUCUUCCCACUCUUCUCGUUUUCGUGCAACGGAUUCCUGUGCUGGGAUGGCUGCUGGAUCAACCGUACAUGCGUCAGUCCCUCGCGCCGGAGUAUAAAAGCGCAGCGGCGAUUUUGAAGGAGUUCGGAGUGGUUCUGGCGAAAGUGGAUGCGACCAAGUAUGCGGAUGUCAGCGAGAAAUACAACGUGGAGGGAUUUCCUACGAUUGUGUUCAUUACUGACGGAGAGUCGAAGCCGUUCAAUGGCGGACGGACAAGCUCUGAAAUCGUCUCAUGGGUGAAGAAGAAGAUCGGCAUGGGGGUGGCCACCUUCACUGCAGCCGACGUCGCCAAAGCGGCUCCUCUCAUCGAGACCUCCGCUGCGGUUACCGUUGGCUUUUUCGCGUCUGCCGAUGCACCGGAGGCUGUCGCGUUCAGCGAAGCCGCCAAGGAGACUGACGGCGUGGAGUUUGUUCUCACGAGCGACGCUGACGUCGCUGCAGCGUUCGGCCUGGCCAAGGACAAGAAGCCAGCCGUUGCGAGUGUUAAGAAGGAAGAGGAGAAAUUCGUCGUCUUCGACGGCGAGUAUACGAAAGAGGCCAUUGCAGCGUUCGUGACGGCCAACAAGCUGCCGCUGCUCAUCACCUUCUCCGAGGAGACCUCGGCCAGCAUCUUUGCUGGCGACAUCAAGAAGCAGGUGAUGCUGUUCGCCCCGCACGACGAGUAUCUCAAGAUCGAGCCGGCAGUGGCGGCAGCAGCGAAGCAGUUCAAGGGCGAGCUGGUGUUUGUGUUCAUCAACGGGUCGGACUCGGAGUCACAGCCAGUGCACGAGUACUUUGGCACGGAUCCCAAGGAGACUUCGGUCAUGGGCUUCUUUAUGGGAGAUGAGGAGGACCCCGCGUCAACCGCUGGGGGGCUCAAGUACCGCAUGAAGGAGGCGAUUACUGAGGCCAGCAUUAAGGCAUUCGCCAAGAGCUUCAUUGACGGGGAUCUGAAGCCCUUCUUCAAGUCCGAGCCUGCUCCAGAGAAGAACGACGGCCCUGUGACUGUGGUGGUGGGCGAUACUUUCGAGAAGAUUGUGCUGGACGAGUCCAAGGACGUGCUGCUGGAGGUCUACGCCCCCUGGUGCGGCCACUGCAAGUCCCUCGAGCCCACCUACAAGAAGCUGGGGAAGCGAUUCGCGUCGGUGGACUCUGUUGUGAUUGCCAAGAUGGAUGGCACUGCGAAUGAGUACCCUGGCCUGGAGGUUGAGGGUUUCCCAACCAUCUUCUUCUAUCCGGCUAACAAGAAAACCGACCCAGUGAAAGUGCAGGCCACAAAGCUGAAGCAGUUCAUCAAGGUGAUUGUUGAGAACGCUGCUAUCAAGUUUGAACUGCCCGCUAAGGAGAAGGAUUCAGGGGCAGCAGAGGUCGAGGGGGCUGCAGAGGCAGCUGGGGAAGAAGUGAAGGAUGAGCUAUGA